GCAGGGAGGAGGCUGGCGGGGGCCAGGGCUGUCUCCGGCCAGCACGAGAUUCGGGCACACAACACUUCCAGGAGAGCGGAAGCCUGAAGCGUCGGGUUUCAGAGCGGGGCGGGGAGUCGCCCACGCAGCCCGCAGCCCGCAUCCCUCAUCCCGAGCAGGCGCGCGCCAUGGGCAUCUCGAGCCGCGGGAGCGAGUGGAGGAUGCUGGGAAAGAGGUAACAUGGCCACCGGCGGCGGAGCAGAGGAGCAUCUACAGCGGGGCCGGCUGCAGCUCCCGCUGCCCGCGCGGCCCGCCGCCCGCGCCGAGGAAGCCGAGGGCGUCCGCGAGAAGAUGGGCUGGGCGCAGGUAGUUAAGAACCUGGCGGAGAAGAAGGGCGACUUCCGCGAGCCGCGCCGGCGCGACGAGGCAGGCAGCGGUGCGAGCGGCGGGCUCGGCAGCCCCGCGGGCCUGACCGCACCGAACCCCGGCGACUUCCCACCCGCCGGCCGCGGGGACCCAAAGGGCCGCCGUAGAGACCCUGCGGGCGAGGCGGCAGACGCUUGCAGGAAGAAGGACGCGGCAGACGUGAGUCGAAGGAAGAAGGCCGAGGUGGCGGCGCCCAUGGCGACCCCCGCCAGGCCCGGCGCGAGCGAAGACGCAACCGAGAGGCCGCUACAGGACGAGCCUUCGGCCGCCGUCCCGGGGAAGGGCCGCUUCCUCGUGCGCAUCUGUUUCCAGGGAGACGAGAGUGCCUGUCCGACCCGGGAUUUCGUGGUGGGCGCGCUCAUCCUGCGCUCCAUCGGCAUGGACCCCGACGACAUCUACGCGGUCAUCCAGAUCCCCGGCAGCCGCGAGUUCGACGUGAGCUUCCGAUCCGCCGACAAGCUAGCCCUGUUCCUCCGCGUGUACGAGGAGAAGCGAGAGCUGGAGGACUGCUGGGAGAACUUUGUGGUGUUGGGGCGGAGCAAGUCGAGCUUGAAGACCCUCUUCAUUCUCUUCCGGAACGAGACCGUGGACGUGGAGGACAUCGUGACCUGGCUCAAGCGCCACUGCGACGUGCUGGCCGUGCCCGUGAAAGUGACCGACAGGUUUGGGAUCUGGACCGGCGAGUACAAGUGCGAGAUCGAGCUGCGCCAGGGGGAGGGCGGAGUGAGGCACCUGCCCGGGGCCUUCUUCUUGGGAGCGGAGCGGGGCUACAGUUGGUACAAGGGGCAGCCCAAGACGUGCUUUAAGUGUGGUUCCCGGACCCACAUGAGCGGCACCUGCACGCAGGACAGGUGUUUCAGGUGCGGGGAGGAGGGGCACCUGAGCCCUUACUGCCGGAAGGUCAUCGUGUGCAACCUCUGUGGCAAGAGAGGGCACGCCUUUGCCCAAUGUCCCAAAGCGGUUCACAAUUCCGUGGCAGCUCAGCUCACCGGCGUGGCGGGCCACUGAACGCACGUCUGCCUGCCGGGGUGAGUGAACACUCAGCCAGCUUACCCUUCAUAAGUGCCAAAACUUUUUUUUUUUUUAAGACCAUUUUUUUAUCGUUUUGGAAGGAGAUAUUUCUAAAACCUAACAGACAUUCUCUCUUACGCCUUUUUAAAACCACGUGUGCUCCUUUUCGGCCUGUUUGAAAUGGUGAAUUUUACCAGGAAGGACUAUUCGGAACUGUAGCAUGCAGAUACGUGGCCUGCCUCCCUGUUUUCCCCUCCCAUCUUGCAUUUGUUUUGGUACUUUGGUCGACACCCCGUCGUCUCCUUUGUACUUUUUACUACCUCCCUCCUAAUACAUUGUCUCCGUAGAAGAUUUUUGCCCUUUGGGCUGUCCUGCUCAUCCUUAUACCUCCGCCGCGGGUACAGGGCCCAACGCGGGACUCCACUAAGUGUUUAUUGAGUCGAAAACGUUUCUGUCAAGAGUGCCUACGUUCUGCAGCUCUCCGCUGGGCUCUUUUCAUUUGCUGCUUCUAUGUGAUAUGAGAAUUUGUGAAAACAGUGUUGCUGGAAGUGUGUGAUCUGAAUAAGCUCUGAAUGGUGGCCAAGGGCCUCUCCUAGCAUAAAAAUGUAUCUGCUUUGUGACAGCUCCUUGUGGUGACUCAGAAGCCCUUCUAUAGGAGCGUGGAACUGAGGCAGUUCUGCUGGAAAAGACCCAAGAGGUGGCUUUUGUUGGAUUUUCUUUGGGGGAGGUUGCUUUCAUUUUCUUUUUGAUUUGAGACAGGGUCUCCUUGUAGCCCUGACCGGCUUGGAACUGGCUGCAUUGGCUGCCAGGCUGGCUUCAAACUUAAGUGAUCCUGUCACCUCUGCCUCCCUGAGGGUUUUUUACACUAAUCCCUUGGUUUUCCAGCAGAUGAAGUGAACCCAGAGACGUUAAAUGACUGGGUCAAAGUCCACAGCUGUGUGUCGCCUCAUAUCGUCCAUAGUAGAGUCCCCUGACCCCCAGCCCGGUGCUCAUCCCACUACCUCUCACACUUCACAACAAUCUCCUCGACACGACACCGGUGGGCCAAGGAAGUCUGUCUGCUCCCUCCAUGGUGAUGAUCCCAGCAUAAAGCUGAGAAUCCAUCCCCUGAACGCAGAAAGAGAAAGCUUGGCUUGCCACUUGAUAGUACUAGGGAGCUAGGGAAAGGACCAGCGAACAUACUCCGGGCCUCAUGAGUCCGUCCUUAGGAGUACCACAUCUUAAAUGUUCCAAGGCCUUCCCCUCCAGCUGCCACUGUAAUCAGUGAGAAAUGGUUCCCCUCAGUAACGAAAGUUGCCAGACGUUUACAUUUGCACCUCUGCCUCAGCUGCCAGGAACCCUAGAGAGAGCUCAUCGGAAACCUUCAACCUCUGACCCUCAGGAGAAAGGUGAUUUUAACCCAGAAUCAUGAGUGAGCUGUAAACUCAAAAAUGUUCUUGGAGAAACAGGCCAAAGCAGAGGGCCUGGGUCAACUAAGUGUUACCAAGUUAAAGUGAAAGACAGUAAACUGCUUUUCUUCAGUUUUUGUCUUCUCUGUUUUGCUAUUUCCUUGUGGCUUAGAAUGUAAAACCAAUUGUUCAGAUUUGUCCUGAAUAAAUAUUUAUCUUUCGUA
Molecule: messenger RNA, 3028 nt
Organism: Phodopus roborovskii (desert hamster)
Lineage: Eukaryota; Metazoa; Chordata; Mammalia; Rodentia; Cricetidae
Gene: Zcchc3
Product: zinc finger CCHC-type containing 3
Exons: 1
Coding region: 220-1413 (397 amino acids)
Biological process (GO): activation of innate immune response; positive regulation of RIG-I signaling pathway; positive regulation of type I interferon production
Cellular component (GO): cytoplasm
Molecular function (GO): zinc ion binding; double-stranded DNA binding; RNA binding
Source: RefSeq, a predicted model, not a curated record